Messenger RNA from Trichomonas vaginalis G3, 2976 nucleotides. Its product is annotated as coiled-coil domain-containing protein 39 family. Gene Ontology annotation, cellular component: axoneme. The transcript has a single exon. Gene Ontology annotation, biological process: cilium movement; inner dynein arm assembly; cilium-dependent cell motility. The record is from RefSeq and is a predicted model, not a curated record. Bases 1 to 2976 code for a protein of 991 amino acids. NCBI's taxonomy places the organism in Eukaryota, Parabasalia, Trichomonadida, Trichomonadidae.
AUGGAUCCAUCUGUAAAUUUAUAUGAACAAAUGCCAACAUUUGCCAAUAAAGAGAAUAGGGAGCUUCACCAACGCGUUAUGGCGAAGCGAGAAGAGCUGCAAAAGUUAGAUGCAGAAUGUAAAGACUUACAGGAGCGUGUAACUACUUUAACAGCUCACUUAAAAGACUGUAAAGUCGAAAUUACGUCAACACAAGAAUUGGUUACAGCAAAAGAAGCUCAAGCAGAAGAUGAAAAACAUUUGCAGACAUUAUCUGAGCGUGAAUUUGGUAAAAUUCAAGUUUCAUUAGUUCAACUCGAACAAAAAACGCAAGAAAUCGAAUCAAAAUAUAGCGAAGUUCAAGCAAAAGUUUUCAAAUCAGAACAAAGGAUUGAAACAUUCAAAGAAGAACUAAAAGUUAAUGAGGAACAGUUACAGCAAUGGAUACAAGCAGCAAAAGACAAAGAAGAAGACUUCCUUGUCCUUCAAAGAUACAAAAAAGAAGAUGAAUCGAAAAUUCGCCAGAUGAUUUACGAAAUUGAAAAGAAUCAAGGACUUGUUGAUGCAAAACGUGCAGAACUUGAUCAAGAAAUUACAACAACUCGUGCUCUACAAAUAGAAUUAGAUACAACAGCUUCCCAGUUCAGAGCUCUUCACAAUGAAAGGGCCGAACUUCUUGAGCAAUGGGAGAAUACUCUAAAGCAACUACAAUCUCUUAAUGAUUCCAUUGAUGAGAAAAAUAAACAAUACGAUCAAAGAAAAAUCGAAGCAGAAAAACUAUCUACACUUACUAAAGAGGAAGAAACAAACCUCGAGAAAGCUCUUAAACACAAUAAAACCAUCGAUAGAAACAUUACAAUUGGAGAUGCUGUAAUUACAAAGAAACAUGAAGCAUUUGAGCAACAAGACAAGGCAUUACGUGAAUUUAAUGAAGUUGUUGAGACCCAAAGAGGCGCUUUCGAGCUUGCAGAGUCAAAUGAAAGAUUCAUCAGAGCAGAAAUCGAAGAAUUACAUCGAAAAACGCAACUAGAAAUCGAGAAGAAGAACAGUUACUUGGAAAGACUCAAACUAACACAGAACGCCCUUGAUGUUCAGAAGGAUUCAACGGAAGAAAUACAGGAACAGACGAAAUUCAUAUAUGACUUCAUUGAAAAAGCCAAAGGAACGAUAAAGGACAAAGAAAAAGAAAUCGACGCCGUUAAAAAGACGAUAUAUGAGGAAAGCCAAGCUUUACAUGACGAAAAAACGAAGGAGAAGAGCGUUAGAGCGGAAUUGGAAGGCAGCAAGUCACACAAUAAAGCUCUACAGGCAAAGAUAAGUGAUUUGGAUAGAGAAAUGAUGAAACAAGACGGAUUAAAAUAUAAUGCGAAAUAUCAGAUUGCUAUGAUGGAGAGAAAACUCGGGAGAAUAAGGGGAGAUAUUCCAGAAGACCAGAAACAAGAGUUUCUUGAUAAAAUUGAGAAAUUAGAAGGAGAAUUGCAAAAGAAAGUAGAACACGAGAAGUUUAUUGCAGAACAAAUAAGAAGAUUAGACUUAGAUUACAGGCAAUGCCAAAGAAGGAAGGAUAAUUCAAUGGAAAAGAAGAUCAAAUUAGAAACCGAGCUAAAUGAAGUAACAGUUGACGACGAUGCAUUGACAAAAGCCAUAGAAAGGGCUAGACAGAGGAAAUCAGAGGUUCUUGUCCAGCUAAACAUGCUCAGAAUCCAAGUUGAGAAAAUGACAGAACAAUAUGCGGCCAAAAGUGACGAAAUCAUCUCUUUAGAGAACCGCCGUCAGCAACUACAGCUAAGUAUGCAAGAAAGGCUUCUUGAAAUCGAUGAACAUUUGGCCGCAUUACGAAUAACACUGAAAACAGAAGAAGAAGCCAAACACAAGCAAGUUACAGAGCUUGCCGAGCGUAAGAAACACGAGAAGGUCAUGGCAAACAAGUUCCAAAUCGUCAUGGGAACGUACAAAACAGAAGAUGGAGAAGAACCAACACAAGCCAAAAAUGUCAUCAAAUUUGCCACCCAAAAAGAAGAAAUUUCUCGUCGUGGAGAUGAACUCGAUGCAGAGAUCAAGACUGCAGUCAAAGAACUCAAAGCAUUGGAGAGAACAAUGGCGAAAUUCAGUGACAACAAUGACAAAUUCAAAGAAGGAUUUCGGACGGCGAAUGACAGCGAAAACGACGUCGAAAGGAAGAAAGCUCUUGAAGAACAAAAGAAGAACUUGCAGGCAAGGUUGAACGCCAGAAGAAUGGAACUCAGAAGAUCAGAAGAAGUUCACAGCGCAAGUAAUAAAUCAUAUGACGAUAAAACAAAUUAUUCGAUGAAAAUCAAGUCCGAAAUCGAGAAAUUAAAAUCGAAUUUGGCCAAACAAGAAUCAGAGAACAGAGAAGAAACGGAGAAGCUCAAAAGGGCUACAGCGAUUCUCACGAAACUUCGAGAGCAACAUAGAAAAGAAAACAACAUUCCUCUCGAAGCGAAAUAUCCUUCAACAAUCUUGGAAAUGGACAUGGAACUGAAAUUGACGAAAAUGGUCACUGAUUCUAUAGUUGAUGAACUGUCAAAGAUCGCGGCAAUGAACAGCGAAAUAAUGCCCCAUUUACAGUCAUAUCUAACAGGAAUUGGUUUGCAAAUGAAGAUUCAACAUUCUCCAAGAAAAAUAAAUAGAACUUCAUCAUCUUCUUCUAACUCUUCGGCAAAUGAAAUACAAGUCAGACCUCCUUCUUCUGGAGCUCCUUCCAGGGCAAGCUCUGCAAGGUCUUCAAGCAGAUCAAGUAAGAUAUCUCACCACAUUGAUUUGGCACUGGAAAACAUCAAAAGAGAUGAUGAAACUCGAUCUAAUUCUGCAAGAUCCACAAAAAGUAUUAACUCUGUUAGAUCAAAGAAUUCUCAAAGAAGUACAAGAUCAAGGGAUUCUUACAAUGAAAGACAAAAUGAUGUUGAUUUAUCUGUGCAAGGAAUAACUUCUGCAAGAAGAGCUGAACCAAGAAUAACAAAACCAAAUCUCAAAUAA